AUGGACCAACAUGCUCAUCAGAACCUCAGCAAAGACCUCUCUCCACGUUGGUCUUUCUGUGUGUCUCGUGGGCUGCGUUUACAUGGUAAGGAGGACAGGCUUCAUGAAGAGGAGCACAAAAGAGAUGCUGCUAUCUCACAGUGGCUACUCCUGCCUGAUGAAAUAUGGAUUUGUGUAUUUUCCCUUCUGUCGCACAAGGAGCUUGCUCGAGUUGCACAAGUGUGUCGCCACUUCUAUCGGCUAGCAAGUGAUGAAAGCCUCUGGAAGCGAGUCCAGAUCUCAGACUGCUGCAUCCUGGAGGACAACUGGCUGGUGGUGGCUCUGGCUCGUCACCAGCCCUGCUCUCUCACUCUGCACCGCUGCCGCCAUGCCGGCCAGGCUGUGACAGACCAUGGGUUGAAGCGACUUUUCCAGCACUGUGGGGAUAUACUUCAGGAACUGAAUGUGAUAAGCUGCAGUGGUCCUGGGCUCACAGGAGACAAGGUCCUGCUCCAUGCAGGGGCCCUUUGCAGCAACUUGACAGCAGUGGACAUAAGUUGGUCCGGAGCUACAGAUGUGGGAAUGACGGCUCUUAUACAAGGCGCUUCAAGUCUUCAUGGACUCUCCAUUAAUGGAUGCCAGAUUACAGACAAAGCCAUUAAAGCUUUAGUUAAAAAGCAUGGAAACAGGUGAGAGAUCAGAUCAUUCAUCUUAUUGUGACGCAGUGUCCUAAACUGGACAAUCUGGUCCUCAGCUCCUGCGCUCAGGUAUCUCGAUGUGAGUGGAUGCCGACAGGUAACCAAUGCAGGAGUCCAUGCAUUGGCAAGAAGCUGCCACCAGCUCACGUAUCUGGACCUAAGCUCUACAGGGAUAAGCAAAACAGGAGUUUGUUCAUUGGCUAAUUAUUGUCAUAUGAGUUUGGAAUGUGUGAAACUCAGUUUCUGCAAGAAUGUCACCCUGGUUGCCGUUAAAAAGCUUUGCAAAAACUGUAGCCGAUUGAAGAUUCUCCAUCUUUAUGGCUAUACCAUCACUUCUGACCUGUGCAAAAUAAAAGAAGUUUACCCAAGAGUCAAAAUAUUUCAUGACAUUUCUGCCCUUACCUGCUAACAUUUUUAGGACAAUAGAAUUUUUAGCAGUAAGGAUUUUGAAAAUAUACUUAGUUAAAUAU
Rhinolophus ferrumequinum (greater horseshoe bat) is the source of this 1147-nucleotide messenger RNA. Its product is annotated as F-box/LRR-repeat protein fbxl-1-like. Bases 1 to 672 code for a protein of 223 amino acids. Gene Ontology annotation, cellular component: SCF ubiquitin ligase complex. Gene Ontology annotation, biological process: SCF-dependent proteasomal ubiquitin-dependent protein catabolic process. The record is from RefSeq and is a predicted model, not a curated record. The transcript has 9 exons. Lineage: Eukaryota; Metazoa; Chordata; Mammalia; Chiroptera; Rhinolophidae. Gene Ontology annotation, molecular function: protein binding.